AUGCGUUCUGUCUCAUGUCGGCUGCCCCCCGCAAGUGCUGCCGCUCACGUCACUCGGCAGCUUGUGGUCGCUGUCCUCGUUUUCCUGCUCAUUGCUGGAACUGCUACAGCGAACACGUUUACCGCAAGCACUGGCAACGUGUUUGCGUACGAAACGAGCCUACGAGCCAAUUGGCAGUUUGGCGUCUUGACGGAUGAAUCCCCGUCUGCAAGCGAUUUUACCUCCAACUUGAACGCCCACGGCGGGUUUGCCUUCAACAUCCCGCUGGGCUACAUUAUCGAUGGCAUCAAGAUCGACAUUCCCUACUCCUACGAGUCGCGCUGUGGGAUCAGCACGGCUAGGACAACACUCGUUACCCUCCGUAAUGCAUCGGCCUUUGGUACCUCUUUCUUCGACUCGUCACCCAAGACAGCAAACCGCGCGCUCCUCCCCAAUGGCCCGCCACCGCCACCGGUUUCUUACGGCUCGUCAUCCGACAAGUGGGGCCUCGCUGCCCCGCAGCCUGCACUCGUUGAUGCUCUCAACAAUGGAUAUCUCGGUGUUGGCAUUCGCAUCAAGGGCCGGGCCGAAGAUGAUAGGCAUGCAGUCGUCUGCAUCGACACCUACUGA
Messenger RNA from Thecamonas trahens ATCC 50062, 609 nucleotides. RefSeq lists its product as uncharacterized. Lineage: Eukaryota; Apusomonadida; Apusomonadidae. The transcript has 2 exons. The coding region runs from base 1 to 609 and encodes 202 amino acids. The record is from RefSeq and is a predicted model, not a curated record.